GUAACUAUAAACAUCAAACGUGAAUGAUGUGAUUUCAUGACUGACUGUUGAAUUUCUGUGAAAAACAAAUACAAAAUGAAAAUUUGUUAUUUUUAUAACUUGAAUUUAUUUGACCAAUGUAUUUUUUUCAUAAAUAGAAUUUUUCAAAUGUCCUUUUGUUUUUAUCAUCAAACAAUAUAUCUCUAAAAUAUAAUUUUUAUAUUUAUAAGUGAGAUUAGUAUGUUUUUAAAGUUAAAACAAUUAUUUAACCAACCAUUCCUAUCGGAAACACAAGUAAAUUAGAAUGGUUGACAUAAACAAAUAUCUUGAAACUCAACUCGCACUCGCACAACAAAAACGUCACAUUAAAAAUUUUAAGAAAGAAUCUGUCUCACUGAGAAGUAAGACUGCUGCAGAAAUAAUAUCGAAGAAGCAAAAUAAACAUUUUUCUAAGUGUUCCAAGGAUGAACUCAAUAUAGAACAUGGUGAAUGCUCUCAAGUUGAGACUUCAACUAAAAAGCCAUUUAAAGAUGUAGAAUCAGAUGAAGAGGAAUAUUUGCCAUCUGGUGAUGAAAGCAAUGAUGAGGUAUCCAUUCCAUAUAUAUCAACAACUGCUCGAAUAAAACAGAAUCUGAAGAAAAUAAUUGAUGAUGGUGAUCGAAAUCAGUAUGAUGCAAGAAUAAAGUGUUGGAAGGUAAAUCAAGCCGCUGCAUGUUUAGGCAAUUAUAAAGGAGAUAUUAUUUCUGCAGAUAUUAAAUAUAUUGUGGAUGGAAAAAGUGAGUUUGAUAAAAAACAUGAGUUACAAAAUGGUUUGUAUGUACCGAAUUACAUUUGGAGACAGCUGUAUAAAUAUCAAAAAGUUGGUGUGAAGUGGUUAUGGGAACUCCAUCAGUUACAGUCGGGAGGUUUACUUGGUGAUGAAAUGGGUUUGGGGAAAACUGUUCAAAUUAUUGCAUUUUUGGCUGGCUUAUCGAAUACUGACAUUGGCAAAUGGAAUGGACUUGGACCUUCUAUAAUUGUAGCACCAGCAACAAUAAUUUAUCAAUGGGUUUCACAUUUUCAUUUCUGGUAUCCUGUUUUAAGAAUUGCUGUACUGCACCAUUCAGGAUCUCAUGUUGGAAAUCACAAUAAGCUUAUUAGAGAUGUGUAUCAAUCUCAUGGUAUUUUACUGGUCACAUAUGCUGGUAUUGUGAAGUAUUCCAAUGAAUUAUUAUCUAGGAAAUGGCAUUAUGUUAUUUUAGAUGAGGGUCAUAAAAUUAGAAAUCCUAACACACAAGUCAGUAAACUUAUUAAAAAGUUAGACACACCACAUAGAAUUAUUAUAACUGGAUCACCAAUGCAAAACAGUUUACAGGAACUAUGGUCUCUUUUUGAUUUCAUGAGCCCAGGCUUAUUGGGAACCUAUAAUGCCUUUAUGGAACAUUUUGCAUUACCUAUAACUCAAGGUGGUUAUGCUAAUGCUACUCAACUUCAAGAAGCAACAGCAUUGGAAAUUGCUAAAGCAUUAAAAAAUAUAAUAACACCUUAUAUGUUAAGAAGAACAAAAACUGAAGUUCAAGAUCAUAUAAAACUCCCUGAAAAAAAUGAACAAGUUUUAUUUUGUGCUUUAAGUCAAGAACAAAGAGAUCUCUAUAUGGGUUACCUUAUGAGCAGUACUGUUCGUAGUGUUCUAGACAAAGAUAAUAAAUUUGGUGAUCCUCUCCGGGCUAGAAUUUUAGUAGCUUUAUCUACUUUAAGAAAAAUUUGUAAUCAUCCUGAUUUAUACCUUUAUGAAGCACAAGAAAAUAUUGAAGAUGUAAAUGAGGAUAAAUUUGGUCAUUGGAAGAGAUCUGGUAAAAUGACUGUUGUAAAUUCUUUAUUGAAAAUUUGGCAAAAACAAGGUCAUAGAGUCUUAAUAUUUUCUCAAUCCCGAGCUAUGUUGUGUAUAUUGGAGCAGUAUUUACAAAAUCAGAAUUACAAAUAUUUAAAAAUGGAUGGCUCAGUAAGUGUCAGCCAAAGACAAAAUAUAAUUAAAAAUUUUAACGAAAUAUCAGAAUAUCUUGUAUUUCUAUCUACUACAAGAGUAGGAGGAUUAGGGGUAAAUUUAACAGGGGCUGAUAGAGUUAUUAUAUAUGAUCCAGAUUGGAAUCCAGCUACUGAUAACCAAGCAAAGGAGAGAGCUUGGAGGAUAGGACAACAAAGAAAUGUUACUGUUUAUAGAUUACUUUCAGCAGGUACUAUAGAAGAAAAAAUAUAUCAGAGACAAAUAUUUAAACAUUUUUUAAGUAAUAAAAUAUUAAUAGAUCCUAACCAAAAGAAUGUUUUAACAACUAGCACUCUCCAAGGUUUAUUUACUCUGGAAGAGCCAAAUAGUGAAGGAGAUACUGAAACUGCUUCUCUUUUUAAACACACAAAAAUCAGUGUUACUGACAAGGACAAAUAUAAAAACACUGAUUCCACUUCUGUCUUAAAACUAGAAGAAAUGAGAAAAAAAGCAAGAGAAAUAAGCAGAAAGAUAUCAAAAGAAACAGAAAACUCAAAAACUCCACAACUAGAAGAUCCUAGAGAAAGAUAUAAGAAAAAAAGAGAGCUCAUACUAAAUCCUCCUAGAAUUGAAGAACCAGAAAUUAAUUUGGUUGAUGAUAAGGUAACUAAUGCUUCAUUUGACACAGUGAUAUCGGAAAUAGAAAUAAUUGAAAUGCAUACAAAAAAGAACUAUGAAGAAAAUUUAAUCCAAAAAGUUUUAAACAGUCAAGAACAAGUUUCGGCACAAGAAGAAAGCACUGAAUUACAAAAUGAUGAUAUAAAGAGUAAAAAUGAUAAAGUACUAGAUAUAAUUGAAGAUAUUACUACCAAAAAACAUACACAUUCUAAAGAAGAAAAUAUAAAUACAAAUUUAAAUGCAAUUGAAGAGAACUGUUUUUCUGAAUUAAAAUCAAACAAACGAAAUAAUAGAAAGCGAAAGCGAAGAGAUUCUGAAUCAAAGUAUGAAAUAGAUAAUUUAUUAGCAAUUAAGAAAAUAAAGAAUAAGAAACAUAAAAUUAAUAAGGACAAAAUAAGUAAUGAUGAUGAUUAUGUUUUAACUAAACUUUUCGUUAAAGCUAGUGUCAAAAAUGCGUUACAACAUGAUGCUGUAGUGGGAUUGGCUGAAAAGGAGAAGAGGCAUAAAAUGAAAGAGGAAGCUUUAGUUAAAGCUAAGUUAGCUGUAAGGGCUAUAAAGUUUUCUUCUUAAUUAUCCACACUGUAUAUAAUUGUUGCCUUACUUUUUUCAUAUUUGUUUUAAUACUAUAAGUAUCAAUGUAUAAUUAUAAUAUGUUUUGCUACA
Molecule: messenger RNA, 3283 nt
Organism: Galleria mellonella (greater wax moth)
Lineage: Eukaryota; Metazoa; Arthropoda; Insecta; Lepidoptera; Pyralidae
Product: DNA excision repair protein ERCC-6-like
Exons: 1
Coding region: 284-3190 (968 amino acids)
Biological process (GO): transcription-coupled nucleotide-excision repair
Cellular component (GO): nucleus
Molecular function (GO): ATP binding; ATP-dependent chromatin remodeler activity
Source: RefSeq, a predicted model, not a curated record